AUGACCAGAUGGUCAACCCCCAAGCUACACUGGUUUAAACUGGAUUUUGAUGGUUCAGCUCAAAGCAACUGUCAGGCUGGAGGUGGAGUCAUCCGGGACCAUCUGGGGAACACGGUUGCAGCGUACGCUGACAACCUAAGGAAUAAUACAGUCACUCAAGCUGAAGGAAUGGCCCUCCUUUGGGGUCUGAAAAUGGCUAACUCCAUAGAAAUAAAAUAUCUGGAAAUUGAAGGAGACUCUCAAAUUAUUGUUGACUAUGUCAAAGGGAACACUUCAGCGGUGUGGAGAGUGGAACCCAUUCUGAGGGAUAUCAGGUGCCUCAUGGUCAAGAUGGAGGACUUCAGUAUCCGCCACAUCUUCAAAGAAGGAAACAGAGCUGUUGAUUCCAUGGCGGCUGAUAGAAGGCUGCAGAAUGGCUUACGAUGCUAG
Cryptomeria japonica (Japanese cedar) is the source of this 429-nucleotide messenger RNA. RefSeq lists its product as uncharacterized. Gene Ontology annotation, molecular function: nucleic acid binding; RNA-DNA hybrid ribonuclease activity. The coding region runs from base 1 to 429 and encodes 142 amino acids. NCBI's taxonomy places the organism in Eukaryota, Viridiplantae, Streptophyta, Pinopsida, Cupressales, Cupressaceae. The record is from RefSeq and is a predicted model, not a curated record. The transcript has a single exon.